AGUACAUUUACCCAAAAAAAGUUAGCACUUUAAUGUUAGCAUGCUAACAGUAUACAAGUUAUAUGACACUGGGGUAAACGGUAGCAAAACUAGCUCCAACUUACAACUUUUUCCUUCCAUUUUUACUCCGGACAACAUGGAAAAGCGGAGCUGCGGGGCCACGAAUGUCCCCCGGGGGCGCACUUUGGACACCCCUGUAUUAAUGUAUGCCACCCCUCCCCCUCCUUGACACCCCCGCGGUGCCCCCUUCCAGCCUCCCACCAGGGGUCGUCUCUCUCCUCCGCGCCGACCUGUGCGCUCGACAGUCGGGCUGCUGUCAACCCGCCCGCCAGAAGGAUGUUUUCAGGCCGGGCUCGGUGAUGUUUCCCGCAGACAUGGAUCCCUCGCUGUAGCGCUACCAUGGUUCCGCUUCUUGCCCGGCUGGCGUGCGUGUGGAUCUGCGCCACCGCCGCCGCCGCCCCGGACAUAGACGAGAAGGACCCGAGAUGGCACGCGUUCGCAGCGGGGAACAACGCCGCGACUUCCCGGGUGCUGCCACCGGACGCGCCGAGCCUGGUGCGUAAAAGCGCGCGUCGGCAUCCGAGACUUCAUCUCCCGUUCUCGGUCAUGACGCAGGAACAAGACGUGAACGCCAGCGAGUACGACGAGGACUACACGCCGCCCGGCUUCACCGACGAGCCGCCCUUCGUCCCGGGGACGCCUCGCAGCAGACUCCGGCCGGUGAGGAACCCUUUCUACCCGCUGAGCGCGGAGGCGUACGGAGCCUACGCGCUGCUGGUGUCCGCCGUGGUGAUCUUCUGCGCGGGCGUCCUGGGCAACAUGUCGCUGAUGUGCAUGGUGUGUCACAACUACUCCAUGAGGAACAUCUCGCACUCCCUGCUGGCCAACAUGGCGCUCUGGGACUUCAUGGUCCUCUUCUUCUGCCUGCCCCUGGUCGUCUUCCACGGCCUCAGCAAAGACUGGCUGCUGGGGGACUUGUCCUGCAAGGUCAUCCCCUACCUGGAGGUGGCGUCCCUCGGGGUCACGACCUUCACGCUGUGCGCCCUGUGCAUCGACCGCUUCCGCGCCGCCACCAACGUGCGCACGUACUACGAGAUGACGGACAACUGGGCGUCCACCGCCGCCAAGCUGGCCGUCAUCUGGGUGGGCGCCAUGCUGCUGGCGCUGCCCGAGCUGCUGAUCCGCCAGCUGGAGACGGAGGCGGAGGAGCCGGCGCAGGCGGCGGCACCGCUGGAGCGCUGCGUGGUGCGCGUGUCCACGCGUCUGCCGGACACGCUGUACGUGCUGGGCCUGACGUACGCCGGCGCCCGUCUCUGGUGGUUCUUCGGCUGCUACUUCUGCCUGCCCACGCUCUUCACCAUCUGCAGCUCGCUGGCCACCGCCCACAAGAUCCGCGGCGCCGAGCGGGAGGGCGGGCGCGGCACCAAGAAGCAGAUCCGCCUGGAGAGCCAGAUGAACUGCGCGGUGGUGGCGCUGGCCAUCCUCUACGGCUUCUGCACCAUCCCGGAGAACGUGUGCAACAUCGUGGGCGCCUACAUGGCGGCCGGCGUGCCCCGCGGGACCCUGGACGUCCUGCACCUGCUGAGUCAGCUUCUUCUCUUCUGCAAGUCGGCCGCCGCGCCGCUUCUGAUCUUCUGCCUGUGCCGCCCCUUCGGCCGCGCCUUCCUCGACUGCUGCUGCUGCUGCUUAGUCGAGUGCGAGCGCGAGGCGUCUACGGACGCCGGCCCCACCCACGACCAGCUGGAGCUGUCCGCCUGUGACGCCACCGCCGCCACCGGCGGGGAGGCGUCCAUCACCUGCUGAGGAGGCGGGACUUUUUUUUCCCGUCACUUCACGCUAGCAUAUUCUCACUUCUUUUUAAAGCAGGGGUGCCCAAACCUUUCCCACCGAGGGCCACAUACUGACAAGUCAAAGGAUGCGGCGGCCAUUUUUGUAGUUUUUACCAUCAAAAACAAACAUUUGUUUCAAAGAACCAGAAAACGCAAGACAAAAAAGCGCAUGAAAAUCAGUGGUAUUCAGUGAGGUAAGAUGAAUGCGCUGACAGUUCAUUGCUCCUGCCAAAUGAGUUGCACUGAGUGGAGCGGAUCACCACUCCAAGAUGGCGGCCCCGCGUCUCGACAGCGCCAGUAGGCAGUAGCGCUCGAUGCUGCGUCUACUUAUAAGAUGUCUAUGGUUAGCACGCUGGCCGGGUAGCGUCACGUAACAAAAAAUAUGAGGAAAAAGAGCUAAAAAAGCUAACAUGCUAACAAUAGCAUGUUUACGGUUAGCAUUCGUGAAAUAUCAAAAUAUAUACGACUGCUAAAUUAGCUAAAAAAAUCUUAUCAUGCUAGAAAAAACUAAAGUCUUAUUUUGGCAGAAACCAUGUCUUUCCACUUGAGUGAAAAACCUAAAGUCUCUUAUUCUGGCAGGACAGCUCUACUUCCUGCUUCUUACGUCGUUUGAAACAAGUAAAAAAAAACCUCAAGUCUUGUAUUUUAAUUGGAUGUCUGUCCUUCCUGCUUCUUACGUUGUUUUAAAUUAAUGAAAAAUCUAUAUUAUUUUAUUUUGGCAGGACGUCAUUCCUUCCUGUAAUGUUAGCACGUUAAGAUGCUAAUUGUAACAUGGGUCAAGUACCAAAAUAGGACUGAAGUGUACACCUAUAAAAUUUGCUAAAAAAUAAAUAAAAGCUAGCAUGGUACCAGUACUGUUAACAUGCUAACAGUUAACAUUAGUGACAUACCAAAAUAUAUGACAUUGAGAUGUAUACCUGCUAAAUUAGCUAUGAAAAAAUAUACAAUGCUAAUUUUAGCAUGUUCAAAUGCUAAUUGUAACAGGUCAAGUACCAACAUAUGACUGAAGCGUACACCUUUUGAAAUUUGCUAAAAGAAAAAGCUAGCAUGGUACCAGUACUGUUAACAUGCUAACAGUUAACAUUAGUGACCUACCAAAAUAUAUGACAUUGAGAUGUAUACCUGCUAAAUUAGUUAUGAAAAAGUAUACAAUGCUAAUUUUAGCAUGUUCAAAUGCUAACUGUAACAGGUCAAGUACCAACAUAUGACUGAAGUGUACACCUUUUGAAAUUUGCUAAAAGAAAAAGCUAGCAUGGUACCAGUACUGUUAACAUGCUAACAGUUAACAUUAGUGACAUACCAAAAUAUGACACUAAAUUAGCUAUAAAAAAAAAUCUAGCAUGCUAAUUUUAGCAUGUUAAAAUGCUAACUGUAACAUGGGUCAAGUACCAAAAUAUGACUGAAGUGUACACCUAUGAAAUUUGCUUACUUUUUUUUUUUUUUUUUAAAGCUAGCAUGGUACCAGUACUCUGUUAACAUGCUAACAGUUAACGUUGGUGACAUACCAAAAUAUAUGACACUGAGGUGUAUACCUACGGAGCCCCUAAAGGAACAUGGGGGAAAACAUUUUUUUUAUAAUUAAAAAAUUUUUAAUUUUUUUUUUUUUUUUUUAUAGACAUUUGUCUCGUGUGCAUAUAAAUAAAUUAAAAAAAUUAUACAAUUUUUUUUUUAUAACUUUAUAAAAAGUUUCUCGUGUGCACCAGAAAGUUUCUCGUGCGCACGAGAUACAUGUCUAAAAAAAAAAAAAAAAAAAUUUAAAUUAUUAAAAAAAAAAAAUUAUGUCCCUUUAGGGGCUCCGUAGUAUACCUGCUAUCUUAGCUAUAAAGAUCUAGCAUGUUAAUUUUAGCAUGUUAAAAUGCUAACUAACAUGGGUCAAGUACCGAAAUAUGACUGAAGUCUACACCUCUGAAAUUUGCAAAAAAAAAAACUAAAACAAAGCUAGCAUGGUACCAGUACUAUGUUAACGUGCUAACAGUUAACAUUAGCGACAUACCAACAUAUAUGACACUGAUGUGUAUACCUGCUAACUUAUCUAUAAAAAAAAUCUAGCAUGUUAAAAUGCUAGCUGUUACUUGUAUAUCACUCUGUUUGUACUUGGAAAAUUAAUUUAAAAUGCUAUCACGCUAAUGUCAACUUGCAUCAAGUACCAAAAUAUGAUUGAGGUGUAUACCUGCAAAAUUAGCUAACGUUAGCAUGCUAACAAGUAUCAUUCGUCAAGUAACAAAAUAUAUGAAACUAAGGUGUAUUUCUGCUAAAUUGCUCCAAAAAAUAUCUAGCCUGCUAAUGCCAGCAUGCUAAAAUGCUAACUCUAACAUGCGUCAAGUACCAAAAUACAUACAAAAUACAAAUGCUAACAUGCAUCAAAUGAUCACUGAGGGGUUCCCAUACCUACAAAAUUAGCUAUAAAAGGCUAGCAUACUAACGUUAGCAUGCAAAAAGGUCAAGAAACAAAGUAUUUGACGAUGAAGUUCAUACCUAUAAAAAAGAGCUAGCAUGCUAAUAUUAAAAUGCUAACGAUUGUGCCGCACUUUGGACACCCCUGGUUUAACGUAAACUACAAGACACUGACGUAGAGCUGUAACCAUGGCGACCGGACGGGAACUGUAACUAUGGCGACUGGACGGGACAAGACAAGCGGGGACUCCAAAGGUCUUGACUUUUCAGGACGUCCUUACGCUCACUUGACCACCACUUCCUGUCAUGUGACUGAACAAGGACCUGGGUGGCGCCCCCUAUGCCCUGGACCAGAGAAUGUCGACUGGUUUUUGAUGGGUCCAGUAUUUUUACACGGCUCUUUGAAGUAGUCACGUUCUGAUAACUCGUUUAUUGGUCGAUAGAUUUUUUAAUUUUUUAAUUCACUAUGUUUUUACUUUUUUUAUGGAGGUUAAUUUGUGUUUUUAUUUUUUAACAUCAACUUAUGCUGACAAUUUCAUUCAAUACUCAACAUUUCUGUUCAAAAAUAACUUUGUGGAAAUACAGUCUUUAGACAUUUAGUGCAAAAUAAUUGUAUAUGAAAAUCCAGUGCAAAAAAAUUCACCGUAUAAAAAUUGGGAUAAAACAUUGAGUGUACAAAAAAAUAUUGUAUAAAACUUCUGGGCAAAGAAAUUCAGCGUAUAAAAAUGCUGAGCUAACAUAAUUUAGUAAAAAAAACAAUUCAGCGUAAAAAAUAUUCAGUUAGUAAAAAUUAAUUUUAUUAAAAAUUUGUGUAAAAAUCUUUCAAUGUAUAAAAAUUUGUCGCAAAAAAAAAUUCUGUGUAAAAAAAACAAAAACUACUGUAUAAAAAUUCAGUGCUAAGUAAUUCAGUGUAAAAAAAGUUCAGUGUGUAAAUAUACAUUGUACGACAAUUCAGGGUAAAACUUUCAGUGCAAAAAAAAUCAGCGUCUAAAUAUUCAGUGUAAAAUUUUUAGUCAAUAAAAUUAGUUGUAAAAAAAAAUAGUUCAAAAUUCAGUGUAUAAAAUAAGUGCAACAAAAGUAUGUGGUAAAAAAUGUAAUGUAUGAAGAUUCAGUGCAAAAAAAGUGAUGUAUGAAAAUUCACUGCAAAAAAAUUCAAAGUAUAAAAAAUCAAGCAUAAAAAAGGUCAGUGCAGAAAAAAAUCUGUAUACAAAAACUAAGUGCAAAAAAAAAUUCAGUCUAUAAAAAUUAAAAGUAUAAAAUUAGGUGUAAACCAAUGUUCUAAAUUUAGUGCAAAAAAUAGCGUAAAAGAAAUGUAAUUUAUGAAAAUUCAGUGCAAAAAACUUUAAAGUAUAAAGAUCCAGCGUAAAAAAAGGUCGGUGCAAAAAUAAUUAUGUCUAUAAAAAUUAACUGUAUAAAAUUAGUAAUAAAAUGUUUUCAAAAUUCAGAGUAUGAAAUUUAGUGCAAAAAAUUGUGUUAAAAAAAAUGCAAUGUAUGAAAAUUCCGUGCAAAAAAACUGAAAGUACAAAAAGCCUAAAAUUAGGUUUAAUAAUUGUUUCUGAAUUCAGAGUAUACAAUUUAGUAUAAAAAAAAUUGUUUUAAAAAACAUUUUGGGUAUGAAAAUUCCGUGCAAAAAAAUUUGAAGUACAAAAAUACAGCGUAAAAAAGGUCAGUGCAAAAAAAAAUUCAGUCUAUAAAAAUGGACAAAAUAUAAAAUUAGGUGUACUUUUUUUUUUUCAAAAUUCAGUGUAUAAAAUUUUGUGCUCCAAAAUUGUGUAAAAAAAAUGUAAUGUAUGAAAAUCCUGUGCAAAAAAAAUUAAAGCACAAAAAUUCAGCAUAAAAAGGGUCAGUGCAAAACAAAUGGGGUUAUAAAAUUUCAAAAAGAAUUCACUAAAACAUUCAGUGAAAAAAAAAAUCAGUAUAUAGAAAUUCAGUGUUUAAAAAUGCAAUGCAAAAAAUCCAUCCAUCCAUCCAUUUUCUACCGCUUGUCCCUUUUGGGGUCAAUGCAAAAAAUGUUAAUGCAAAAUAAGCCCAUCCAUCCAUUUUGUACCGCUUGUCCCUGCUGGAGCCUAUCCCAGGUGCAUUGGGGCGGAAGGCGGAGUAGACUCUGGACAAGGAACCAACGCAGACACACAACAUUCAGUGUAGAAAAAUUAAAUGUAGAAAAAAAAUCAGUGCUGAAAUAUUUGUUACUGAUUGGCUGCUUCUCAGGAUCGAUUGCUUUGGUCUUACUUUACUGAAAGUGAAUAUUUUUAAGACACUGAGUUUUGAACAAACUUAAACGCACAUUUUGUUGUAAGUUUAACUUUAAAAAAACAUUCAGGGUCAACAAACAUCUCUCCUGUUAAAAACACAAAUGAACCUCCAUUUUGUUUUCAUGAAAAAAAGUAUUUUUCUGAUUUUAGUGAGCAGACGACGCCAUGUUUUGUAGUCAUGUGACUCUUUAGCAGAGCCCCGCCCACUGGUCACGUGACACUUUUUAGCCACUUUGAGUAAUAAAAAAAUGUUUGUCGGAAUGUUGCGAAGACAAACAAAAGGCAAAGUUGGAGUUUCUUUGUGCAGCACAAACUGGACGUCUUUAAAGACGGUCUGCUGAGUUGGCUCCGCCCACCAGGCGGCGGCGGACACAGCGCGCCAUUGUCAUCCCGUCAAGGAGCCCACAGUACUGACGGCCAUGCUUGUUGUCUGCGUGCUGCCGGCCCAGCAAUUAGACGGGCCCAUUCAUUGGCACACAAUGGAGGCCAAGUGAUGACCGCGUCCCGGCAGUCGGAUGUCCUCGCACGUGACUCCGGUCCACUUCCUCUUCUUCGUGUGCUGAUGCUUCACAACAACACCAGCAGGCGCCGCUCACACCUGGAUGACUUGGAUGCCUGGGGGCGGAGCCAAGCGCGGCGAGCACGGGCGUCCGGCGAAGCACUGGCAGGUGAAGUUCCGGGCCCAGCCGUCGAGGUCGCGGGCGGAGGGGAGGCCCACCGCCACGUACUUCUGGCCGGAGCGCAGGAUGCGGAAGUGGGCGGAGUCCAGGUGCAGGUAGUGGGAGGAGUCGAAGCUCUUCCUGACGCAGCGGCCCCGCCCCUGGCACAGGGCCCGGCCGCACAGCAUGGCGGCCGCCGUCACGUUGGCGAGGUACGGGUUGAGCGUGGACGUCAGGUAGUCGGACAGCGACUGACAGGACGACUGUGGGAGAGAGAGAGGGAGAGAGGAGGCGGGGCUUACAGGUGAGCUUCAGCGUGGUGGUGGGCGUGUCCUUACCCGAGACGACGUCAGGUUCAGGUCGCCCCAGAUGACGAAGCCUGCGGCGCCGAGUGCCGCACUCUCCCCGAUGGUGUGGACCAGGUCUUUCUGCACACAGGACAGGACACGAGUGGAGAGGAGGAGAGAGAAAAGCGUCUGACUCCGCCCACUCUUUUGACUGUCAAUCAUCCGAGGAUCAAGCUGGCACCCCCUGUGUGACAUCAUUGGCCAAAACAGGAAACACUUGAUGAGGAGGCACAGCCCCAGCAGCGCGACGGCGCACAGGCAGGAGACGUGAAGCGGGAGGAGCCGCAGGAUGUCGCCCGGCACGCCGUCCUGCCGCGUGGGCGGAGCUAUCUGCGGCAUCUCGCAGUGG
Entelurus aequoreus (snake pipefish) is the source of this 7830-nucleotide messenger RNA. It is a transcript of the gene gpr37a, whose product is annotated as G protein-coupled receptor 37a. Gene Ontology annotation, molecular function: G protein-coupled peptide receptor activity; prosaposin receptor activity. The transcript is spliced from 8 exons. Bases 400 to 1803 code for a protein of 467 amino acids. NCBI's taxonomy places the organism in Eukaryota, Metazoa, Chordata, Actinopteri, Syngnathiformes, Syngnathidae. Gene Ontology annotation, biological process: positive regulation of MAPK cascade; adenylate cyclase-inhibiting G protein-coupled receptor signaling pathway. The record is from RefSeq and is a predicted model, not a curated record. Gene Ontology annotation, cellular component: plasma membrane; signaling receptor complex.